AUGUGGGCGCUCAUUGCGUUUGCCCUACACACCGGUUUCCUACUGGGAAAAUCGGAAGACCUACCAUCCAAAGUGCCCGACAAGCUUCUAAACAAAAGUUUAAUAGACAUUCUAAACUACAACUUCAACGUCAAUGAUGUCAUGGGCAUGUUCGAGAAGACAUUUAAAAACAGUGUUGACGAUUUCAAGAUUGAGGAGGAGAAUAAUGAGAUGAAGAAUUUGCAGUUUAAGAAAUACAAAUUUGACAAGCAAAAUUAUAAUUUUAUGUAUUCCUCUUUUAAGGACUACUGCCUUAACGAAAUCGCAAACACGGAAAACUGCAAAAAGUACGCGGACAAGGACUACAUAACAGAUGUCUUCAAUAAUAUCGACAGCGAUUUUUACAACCGAUUUUACAAAGAAAUAAACCAACUGAAGCACUACAUUUUCGAAAUAGGGAAGCUGCUAAAAAGGAGAGACGAACUGAACAAUGAAAUUAAUGGCACAUUUGAGGGAAUUAAGAAUACGAAAGAAUGGGUUAAAAAAACAAUGACGCAAAAGUCGGGGACGGCAUUGCCUCUCAUUCGAUAUUUUGAAGAUAUGACUUAUAACUUAAAGCAUACGAACAAAAGCUUGAGUUAUUACGAUAUGAUGGUACAGUACGGAAACGAAUUAAACGGCAUCAUCAAAAAUGCACUAGUGGAAUAUGUAUACAUGUAUAAAGAAACAAAAACAUAUCAAAAGAAAAUUGAAAAGUACAUGGAAAGAAAUGCUAGGAUCCUUUCCAAGAUGCACAAGAAAAUUAUUCUCAGCAUUUUUUACAUGAUUUCUGAUAUGAACAGAACAAAUGAAAAAAUCGACAACUUGAUAAACAAAAAGAUCAACGAAUUUAAUGAUUGGGUGAAUUCUGAAAAUGAAGAAUAUGUGAGAAAAUUAAAGAAAGUUAAAUCCAACAUUGAUUUUAAUUUAGAUGAUAUUAAUGAACAUAUAGACCAGUCCAAGGAAAAAUUGGAGAAGGAUAAAAUUGCCUUUAUAAAUAUGAGCAAAUUUUUAACCUUCCAAAACCCCACCAAAACGAUAAGAUCCAUCAUGCAUUUGUUAAACAAUAAAUAUUCAAAGGAUGUAAAUAUCAUUUUUUUGUAUAAUGAAGAGUACAUUGAUUUUUCUCUAGACAAGAUGAUAGAAGUUCCUGAGCCUUGCAAAAUCAACAUCGACUCCAAGUCCACAGAUAAAUUUAACUUUGCCCAUUUGGAUUUUAUGGAAACGUCCAAGUAUGAACAAAUACUCAACACCCCCCCCUUCGGAAAAACCGAUGUCAAUCAUAUAGACAAACAGAAAAUCGAUAACAUUAUUAAUGAGAUAUUUCUGCAAGACAAUAAACUUGACAACGAGCAUUGGAUUAAGGCAAAGGAAUUUGAGGACGUCAAAAGUAAUAUUUCUCUUAGCGAUCCGAAUAAAGAAAUACAAGUGUACACGGAAGAAAUGGAGAACAGCAUAAACACAACUAUGGACCAUUAUGUGUUCAAACCCACCAUUAAAAGAUACAUCUCUAGUGUUAGAAAUCUUUUUAAGAACCCCAUUUUCUACUUUAACAAAUAUAUUUACUCCUUCGAGAAGAAUUUUGACUCGCCUUCGAGCGGAACGGACGGUGCGCUCUUCAGCUUCCCUAUUAAGAUCGCUUUAGAUGAGGUGAAGGAGGAGCAGAAAAAGGAGGAACAACAGAAUGAGUCUGCGGGAAAGCCGCCUAGUGGGGAAGUCAGGGCGAGCGGAGGACCCGAGGAAGGUACAGAAAUGGAGGUUACCAGUCGAGCCGAACCCAAGGAAGAAGAAAAGGGGACAGAGGUCAAAUCCCCGGGGGAGGAAGCGAAGGGGUUAUCGACCACCUCCCCUGGUGAGAAAGCAAAGGAGACAGAGGCCAAAUCUCCUGGUGAUGAAGCACAGGGGACAGAGGCCAAAUCCCCUGGCGAGGAAGCAAAGGGGGCAGAGGCCAAAUCCCCGAUUAACAACAUAGAGGUAACCGGACACGACUUCGAGAAUGACGCAGAAAAGUGGGCGAACACUUUUGUGAAAGAAGGGCCAUUCCGUGAGCUAGAAAAGGAGCUGGAAAACGAUAUAGACACUGAAUUAGACGCGGAGCUCGAAGCAGAGUUGGCCAAAACCGAAUUAGAAGUUAACCUAGAAACAGAACCCGAAGGUGAGAUAGAACCCAAGUUUGAAAGGAACCUAGAAACAAUGCCUUGGGGGCAACAAGGCAAGGAAGAUGCCUUUUUUGGGAAUGAAAUGGAAGCAAUGUUGGCAAAUAAGAAGGAUGAUAAGAGUGAAGUGGGGGGUGAAAAAAAUGUAGAGGAAGCAAGCUUGGAAUAUUCAGAUAUGCUCGAAAGGGAGCGCGAAGGUAGGGACAAAGAAGGAAAUGAAAUUGAAGUGCAGAAGGAGAACGAAGGCGACAGGGAACACAAGGACGACAUGCUCUAUGGUAUGGAUGAUAAGUCUAUUCAGUUUGAGGAGGAGAAAAGCGGUGUUGUAGAAGGUGGGGAUGAGCAGGGGGAAGGUGAAGAGGCACAUAGAGAGGACGGCAACGGAGAGGACAAAGAGGAAUAUAAGGAGGAACAGGAAGAGGACCAUACGGAGGAACAAAAAGAGGACCAUAAGGCGGAAGAUAAAGAGGAUGGCGGGGAGAAUCCCAACGAGGGAGAAGUAAUGAAGGUUAAGAAACACAGAAAGGCGAAAAAGAAGAAAGAAAACAAGGAGGACGACAUGGAUGAUGAAGAGGGAGAAGAUGACGACGAAGACGACGAUGAUGAGGACGAGGAGGAUGAUGAAGAUGACGAGGAUGAAGAAGAUGAAGAAGGAAAAAACGAGAACAACUAUGACGAUGAACAUGAUUAUCCCCAUGGAAAGGAAAGUUCAGAAAAAUAUGACCUAAUUAGCGAAAAAAAUAAACACAGUUUAUCCAUUUUCGACAGCGCAAGUAUGAAGUAUCUCUGGAGAAUACCAAUUAUUAAUCGGCUCUAUAACACGUGCAGCGAAAAUAAAAAGGAAUGUGCAGAGAAAAAUGGCAUAGAAGUUAUUGACCUUUACGAAAUAGGAGAAGAAGAGUUGCGAGAAAUAUACCAGGAUUUUCAAAACUUAAGUUAUGAAGAUUCUCUAAAAAGGGUUAAGGAGAAAAUUAUUUAUGCCGUGCCAGAUGUGGAGUACCUUGCAAAAGCUUUGAAAAUACACAAAAAGAAUAAGGAAGAAAAUAAGGAGAGGAAUUUCUUAUACGACGCGCUGUAUGGAAAUGAUUACUUGAUUAUCAAGUCCAAGGGUGUUAAUGUGGAGACGUUCAUUUAUCCCUAUUUCGAGACGUUAAAUUUGCAGCUGAGUGAGAUAAAGACAUGCACCAUGGAGGAUUACUACGGCUGCAUGAAGAGAUACAUCAAGAAAAAAAUUAAGAAGAGCACCCCGGAGGAGGAGGAUGAGGAGGACAGGGAGGAGGAGAAAGGGGUCGACCAUGAGGACGACAAACCAAGCGACAUACUAAACAACACGAAGAAUGAAAAAAUCCUGUUCGUGUACCUGGGGACCUUCAAAGAUGAAGUGUUCAAAUUGCCCAAGUCCAAAAUCGGAGACCACCUAAAGAAGGCCCACCUGAAGCAGUUCCUGGACAACCCCAAGGACUAUCACUUUUUUAACAACCUUUUAAUCAAAAAAUAUGAAGAGGAGUACUAUUUCUUCCAAAAGUUGAAGGUGUACACGGUGUACCAUUCCAAAUAUAAAAAUUCAAUCAUGUACGGAAUUGACUUUAAAUUUUAUGUUUCCUACUUUUCCAAAGAAGACAUACAAUAUUUGCCCCUGUCGUACUACCAUGACUCCAUCAUAUAUUUCAAGGUAGUGCUGGCCACGUCUAAGUUUGGGUACCAAGAAAUUGUCCCUAUUGAUGAUGAAAUUAUAAAGUUUGGAUUAAUGCUUUCGUUAGAUAAUAAAAAAAAGAAUGUGCAUUAUUUAAUUCAUUCGGAAGUUACCAAUGAUACGAACUAUGACUUACUGAAGAACAAAACAGGGGUUGUCAGAAUUUAUGAAGUGUCUUAUGAAAAUCUUAAAAUGCAAAUGGUAGAUAAAAAAUACACAGUCCAAGUAACAAAAACGAUGAAAGUUAUUCUGCAUAAGGAAGUUACCUUUAACAAUAAUAAAAAGAGAACACACGAUUACAUUGACACCUUUUAUGAAAAGAUGAAUAAAAUUAUGAAAAAUAACAUGGACCUGGAUUUGUUCCGUAAAACGUUUUAUGUGCAUUUGCAUAAAAUGUAA
This is a messenger RNA of Plasmodium fragile, 4266 nucleotides long. RefSeq lists its product as uncharacterized. Lineage: Eukaryota; Apicomplexa; Aconoidasida; Haemosporida; Plasmodiidae. The transcript is spliced from 2 exons. The coding region runs from base 1 to 4266 and encodes 1421 amino acids. The record is from RefSeq and is a predicted model, not a curated record.